UAUAUUGAUUUUUGUAUAUUUGUGUCCCUUUGACGUGUAAUAAAAAAAAAAAUUAAAAUAACAAUAAUAAUAAUAAUAAUAAUUCCUUACAAUUAAUAACAAAAAAAAAACAAUCAAUUAAUUAAAUAAUAAAUUUCGUACAUAAUCUUUGUUUGAUUAGUGUCCUUUAUCUCCUUUACUCCCCAAUUUUCUUCCCUUACAAAAAAUUUUCACCACGGAAAGAACAAAGAAACUUUGGGGAAGUUAUAGUAGGAGAUUUUCUAAACGUCAUCAGAAACAAUCGAUCCUUUUUAAUAAUCCAACUGUAAUGUCAACUCCCGUUACCGUUCAUCAUGAUAAAUCUAAUGUAUUAUGUAAUGUUGAUGUUGCUCAACCUAUAGAAAAAAUUAUUAAAACUUUGUGUAUUGAACAAUUUAAUAUACAAGAACCUGCAGCCCUUUAUGCUCUUAGGUUGUUGGAUACUGAUGAAUUGAUUACUGAUGAGAAUCUCCGACGAAAAAUAAAAGAGAAUGAACGGUUGAAAUUAGUUUCAUCACCGUUGAUCGAAGCGGCCGAAAUUUGUGAAAAAUUAGGUUCUAACGAUGAUAGAGUCCUAAAAUUGGCUACCUUUUCUCUUCAAAAGUACAUCAAGGAAGUAGAAUUCGCUGAUGAGUUUUUAAAACGAAAUGGAUUAAAAUCUCUUAUUGAUAUAAUAAAUAAUUCAAGUGGAAAUACUCUUGCUUAUGCUUUAACUUCAAUGCAAAAUCUUAUGGAACAUGAUCAUGGAUGGGAAGAUUUAGGCUUUGAUUUUAUCAAUAAGGUGAUAAAUAUUUUAGUGAAACAAACGUUAGUGAAUAUUUGUAGACCUGCUACGGCAAUAAUUAUUAAAUUAGCUACAGCAGAUAAAAAUUCUACAACUUCGGCGAUAAAAACAUACGGUUUUGAUGUAUUACAUGAUGCAAUGAUAAAGCAACCAAAUUUUUUUUCAACUUUAGUUCAACGUCUUUCAUCUGCUGAUUAUGUCUUGUGUUCGAAUAGUUUAUGUUUAAUUAAUGCUUUAAUGAGACAUGUUACGGAUCAUCAUUGGGAAUCUUUUAUGGAUAUGAUGAUUAAGCUAAAAGUUAGGAAAGCUGUCGCGUUAUUGAUGAAUGGAGUACAUGGAGAUGAAUUAUCAAAACAUUUGCUAGAAUUUCAAUCCCUCUUCGUACGACAAGCAUAUCGAUGGAAAAGGACACAAGUAUCAUUACAUAUUCCAUCACAUAAAGCAAUGUUGGAAGAAUUAUGGUCAAAAGCAAAUCUACCUGAAGAAGGUGGUAAAUGGCGAAAAAUUGGGUUCGCAACUGAAGCACCAAAAUGGGAAAUUCAACGAGUCGGAUAUUUAGGACUUGAAAAUAUGCAUGGAUUUAUGAAAAAAGAUAUUGAUGAUUACCAAAAAACAAUCUUAGAACAACAUAAUCGUCCUGCAGAACGAAGAUGUCCAUUUGCAAAAACAUCGAUAGAAGUUACAGAACUAUUAUGUGAUUAUUGGGAUGUUAGUACUGGAUAUACAACAUCAACGUCAUUUCAACCUUUAUUGUUAGCGUUUGAAAAGAUUCAUUAUAUAACAGUCAAAUCAUUUUUCAGAUUAUGGAAUGAAAUGGAAGCGACGGUUGAUGAUUUUCCUAAAGUAUCGGCUUUAGUGAGAAGUCAAUUAAAAUUUGCAUUAAGAGACGAGGCGACAAAACAAUUAUAUGAAUUUGAAAAAGAUAUGCUAGAAGUUGAAUAUAAAGUUAUUAGAGAUAGACAAUUAAAAGAAUUAGAAUUAGGUGAUGAUUUAUUAAGCAAAACUCCAGUGAGGAAUUUACGUAGUAGAUUAUAUACAGAAUCGUACGAAUUCGUAAAGAAUCAACGUAUUAAAUGUUUAUUAAUAGGAGAUUGGUUUCAAAUUACAACAACUACAAAUGUUCCAUUAAAUUCUACAACAAAUCUUGGAAAAAAGACUAUGAUUAAUAAAAAAUGGAGAUUUUAUAGAUUAAGUCCGAAUUUGAAAUUUUUACAUUAUAGUGAUUUUCCAGAGAAAACUUUUAUUAGAGAUGGAAUUGAGGAUCUUCCCGAAAGAAUUGAUUUAUCUUUAGUGACUGAUAUAAUGACAGGACCUUCGCCACAGAUAGCAUCGACAAUUGGAUCACCACCUAAAGCCAUCUCAAAACAUCUUUCAACAAAUAUCAUCAUAACAAACAAUAACUUAUCACAAGAUUUAACGUUUUCAUUAAUGUCAGGACCAGAUACAGUAUUAACAGAAUUUAUAGCAAGAGAUUAUACACAAUAUUCAGAAUGGACUGAUGGUCUUAAUAUGUUAUUUGAUAAAAAUAUUAAUAGUAAAGAUACAGCAGAAUAUAUACAUAUAUUAACAGAAAUUGGAGUUAAAGUUAAAUUAUUAGAUUUAAGUGGAGAAAAAGUUGAAAUACCACAAAAUAUCGAAGUACCAAAUAAAUUACCUAUCAUUGGAACUGGUGGUAGCGGAUUUUAUUAUGAUGAUCCUUUCUCUUAGAGAAAAAAAAAAAAAGUACAAAAAAUUUAGGUUUCAAAUUAAUUUAAUGUUUUUAUUUAUUUAUUUAUUUAUUUAUUUUAUUAUUUUGUCUAAAGGUUCAGUUUGAAGUAACUAUUUUAAAUAUAU
This is a messenger RNA of Rhizophagus irregularis DAOM 181602=DAOM 197198, 2635 nucleotides long. RefSeq lists its product as uncharacterized. Gene Ontology annotation, biological process: cell motility; actin filament organization. Gene Ontology annotation, cellular component: plasma membrane. The record is from RefSeq and is a predicted model, not a curated record. NCBI's taxonomy places the organism in Eukaryota, Fungi, Glomeromycota, Glomeromycetes, Glomerales, Glomeraceae.